AUGGAGUGCCCGCCCGGAUGUCCCGCCGCCGUUUACGAGCUGAUGCGCGGAUGCUGGCAGUGGAAUCCGACCGACAGGCCCACCUUCCGCGAGAUACACCACGCCCUCGAGCACAUGUUCCAGGACAAUUCCAUCACUGAGGAGGUCGAGAAGCAACUGCAAGAGGGCGGCUCCUGCGGAAUGGCGCAGCCCUUGAUGAAGAAGUCCGGCGUGGGCGUGGCCGUGUCGUCGAUCGUUAUGGCGAGCGACUCGCGCGCGGUGCAGAUGCGCCGCCCGACCAACCGCCGCGGCAAACAGGCGCCGACGCCGCCGAAGCGCACCAGUGCUCUACUGUCCGGCAGCCUGCUGUCCUCGUGCAGCUCCUUCCGCGAGUCGCAGUACGCGGCCGAGGAACACGCCGCACACGACGACGGCCUGGCGUCGCUCAACGGUGGGGGCCGCGGUGGGGGUCGUGAGGCGUCUUCGGAGGGCUCGUUGGCCGAGGCAACCCCCGACACUGACGAGUCUGCGGGCGCUGUGGGGGGCUGCCUCCCCACCGACCACCGCCACCGACCCAAGAGGCGUCACCACCAACACGCCCAGCCGCAGCACCCCGCCGCGCACGAGCUGCAGCCCAAGCAAGGGGUACAGGUAGCCGCGCUCGAAGUACAGAACGUGAAGCGCGCGAUCAACCGCUACGGCACUUUGCCGAAGGGCGCCCGCAUCGGCGCCUACUUGGAGUCGCUGCGGCAGAGCGGCGGGGGCGCGGGCGCAUCUGCGUGCGCGCCGGUUCCCCGCGACGUGCCCCAGGACGAGGCGCGCUCCCUGUCGCCGAGGACCGCCCGCGCCCAGCCCCACAUGAUCCGCUCCAACUCGUCGGGCGGCGUCACCGCCCCCGCCCCCGCCUCGCCCCGCGCCUCCAGGGCCGCGCACCCGCUGCGCUCCUUCAACAGCCCCGCCAAGCCGCGGCCGCGCCUCGCCGAGCUGGAGUUCCCGCCCCCGCCGCCCGACCUGCCGCCACCGCCCGAAGACACGGCGCAACCCCCGCCCCCGCCACCGCCCCCGGAGUGCUGCCGCGACGCCGGCACCGACACGGCGGACCACCCGGACGACUGCCAUGCCCUUGCGCCGGAGCGCACCGACAUGGACGAGAAACCCGCCAAACAGAUCAUGAAGGAAAUGCUCGAGCUGAAACUUGUAGCGGAGAUAAAGGAGCGCGCCGACAAAAAGAAACAGAAGCUGAAAGAGUCACCGCCACCUAACGAUGUCAUUGAGAUGCAAACCUCUUUCGGGGAUCCCGUCACGCGAUUAGUUUCCGAACUCUCUGAGAGCCUGAAUAUGGAAGCCCUGCGUAAGGCGGACAAGAGAGCUGAGCCGAAAGUAGCCGAUAAUGGCAAGGAGACCGUGUCUCCGAUUGACCUAAAAGCAAGCCUAAGAAAAACUUCCUAUAGUAAUAACAUCGAAAAGAAAACUGACCCCGAUAUUAAAGCUAAUACUAACUUUAAAUCCCAGCUGAAGAAAGUGGAAACCAACAAAUUCAACAACGCUAGCAAGGAACCUGAAGAGUUGGGCAGAUCGAUCAUUGAUUUCAAGUCGCGCUUGCGGAAAGUUGACAGCGGAACACCGUCGACAAACGGUACUGUAAAGAAGGUAGAACAAAGCUCUCCGGAAGACUCCCGAAAGGACGUGUCCAGCAAGAGUGAUGAUUCCGAUAAGAAGCGCUCUGAGAGCGGUUCGCUGGACACGAGCGGAGGUGAUGAGGAAGAUAAGAGACGUAGUACAGGCAGCAUCAGCAGCCUUAAGAAGUUAUGGGAGAGCAAGGAGAAUGAUGAUCGAUUGAGCCCUAAAAUGCGACCGAAGGGCGAGGAAAGUGAGGACGCGUCUCCAGAAGAACGUGGGAGUGGACUAGGUCGCAGUGUCAGUGUUGCCCGUCGUGAUGAUAAGCCGGCCGUGGCCAAUAAGCCUUCGGUUAGGGCUCGGCCAUUGGGCAAAGGGGGGAUAUACGCAACGCCCUUGGCAGCGUCUGCUGGCGAAGCCGAUACUGAUGGGGACGCCCUCGCCGCCCUGCGCGCUUCUCUGGAGUGGUGCACGAACGAGGUGCGGCGCGGCUGCGGCGGCGGCGGCGGGCGCGGCUCCCUCUGGCGGCUGCAGACGUCCGAGCGGCUCGCGCAGCUGGGCGCGGCGUGCGCGGCGUGCGCGGCCGGCGGCAGGGCGCCGCAGCUGCGCGUGCAGCUGCGCGCCGCGGCCGCCCGCCUCGAGGCGGAGGCGCGCGCGCUCGCCUCGCCGCAGCCCCACCACCACCACCUCGCCGACGGCGUCGAGCAGGCGCUGCGCGACCUCGCCGCCAUCGUGCACAGA
This is a messenger RNA of Iphiclides podalirius (scarce swallowtail), 2337 nucleotides long. Lineage: Eukaryota; Metazoa; Arthropoda; Insecta; Lepidoptera; Papilionidae. The record is from the annotation of a GenBank genome assembly.